UCUCCUCCCCGUCUAGUCAGCUCCACCUCAGCCUCUCUCGGUCCCCUCCUUGAGGCCCCAUCCCCAAGCCCAGCCCCUGGUCUCCUCCACCAGCCUCUAAUGCCUUCUUCAGGAACCUGGGAGUCUCCUGCCCCAUCCCUAAACAGCUUCACUACAAACAGGCCUCCCAAGCUCCUGCCCCUCCCUCUCAGGCCUUUCCAGUCUCCUUGCCAACUGUGAGGCCUGGACUGGCCUCCAGUUCCUUCCCACCUGCCUCCUGCCACGUACCAACGACCACAGGCAUACUAGGCUACUCCACCCACCUACUCCCCUGCCCCACCCCAUCCAUGGAGACCCAAGGACUGGUUGUGCAUGGGGAGGCUGAGCCCUUUUCCACAGCACUCCGAAGCCUCGUCAACAACCGCCUAUACAGACAAGGAAACAAGGGCCCAGAAUGGGUGAAUGCAAAGCGCGGAGUUGCACCCUGGACUCCGGCCUCUUCUCCCUGGCUCUCUGCCCUUCUCUCCCACAGUGAUGUUCGCUUUGUGGUCGGUCGAGAACGGCAGGAGGUGUUUGCCCACCGGUGCUUGUUGGCCUGUAGAUGCAAUUUUUUCCAGCGACUUCUGGGCCCAGAGCCAGGUCCUGGGGUGCCCAGCCCUGUGGUGCUAAGCACCGUACCAGCUGAGGCCUUCCUGGCAGUGCUGGAGUUCUUGUACACCAACAGUGUCAAGCUGCACCGCCAUUCCGUGCUGGAGGUGCUGACAGCGGCUGUGGAGUACGGGCUGGAGGAACUGAGAGAGAUAUGCCUGGAGUUUGUGGUUAAGGUGCUGGAUGUGGAGCUGGUUUGCGAGGCCCUGCAGGUGGCUGUAACCUUUGGCCUGGGACCAUUGCAGGAGCGUUGCAUAGCCUUCAUAGAGGCUCACAGCCAGGAGGCGCUUCGGACUCGCGGCUUCCUGGAGCUGUCAGCGUCCGCGUUGCUGCCCCUACUGCGCAGUGACAAGCUUUGUAUGGACGAGGCUGAUCUCAUCCUGGCGGCCCGGAGUUGGGCGCGCGUGGGCGCGGCGGUGCUGGAGAGGCCCGUGGCCGAAGUAGCGGCCCCGAUUGUGCGGGAGUUGAGACUGGCCCUGCUGGCACCGGCGGAGCUGAGCGCCCUGGAGGAGCAAAACCGGCGGGAGCCGCUCAUCCCGGUGCGGACGUGGAGCAGAUCGUGGAAGCGUGGAAAUGCCACGCUAUGCGGAGAAGGGAUGCGGCCCGAGGUGCCUCGUGCCGCCGCCGGAGGGGCACCCUGCCCCGGGAGCACCAUCGCUUUCUGGACCUGCCCUUUAAGUGACCAAAGGCCAGGUCUUGCGAGGAAGUCUGGGCCUGUCUAAAACUACAUCUCCCGACGUGCUCUGUCUUCGGAGCGGGCUUCCGUUCCCAGCAUGCUGGGCGAGCGAGGCGCGGGAACGCCAGGCGCAGCGCUGUGUGGGUGGGGCCGAGGAGGAGGGGAGGGCGUGGCCUUGGCUUGGGCCUAACCUCCCGGCCUCGCUGAAAACCGAAGUAGUUUUCACUCGCACUCAACACUCGGUAGCGGGGCACUCUCGCCCGCCCCGUGUAUUCUUAUAACCAUCUCAUAGCUUUUCAGCUCAGCCCCUUCUAUAAUUUCACAGCUGCUCCGGAGAUCGCGUUCUAAAUGCCCCACGGAACCUCAGACUCGGUUCCAAAUUGAGCUUCCUCUUCGUUCCCCAGUUCUGACCCCAUGGUGUUGCUCAUUUCCGUGGGUGCCCAAGCCAAGAAACCUAGAUUUCAUCCUGGCCUUAUUCCUCGUCGCAUCUGCUUCCCGUGUCCUCUACCGUCUAAGAAGGCUAGCCGAAUAUGCCAAGCCAAAACAAGCCGUUUUUGGUCUAAGGGUUAUUUUAAGAUGAUUAGUUUGAGAAACAGGAGAAGCUCUGAAAAUAGAGUACAAGUUACCCUUUUGUAAGGGAAAUUUAUAUUUAUAAAGGAAAUCUCCGUUUGUAAGGCCGCCUCCCUCCCUCUUUGUGCCAGGAGAAGGAUGAGGAACUCAGAAUCAUCUGUGGAGAGAAGCACCACUGAAAUCUGCCUGACGAGCGUUACCCUUGUCUGCUGUGCUUUCUCUGGUUGGUGGCCCCGCACUUCUCUUGCUUUUGUCUUUAGCUGAGGAUGGUAUUUAAGCGGACAUUUUAGGCCACUUUAGGGAGUUCUUAAUUUUUUCCUGGGUAUCUCCCAUGUAUACAUGAAGUAUACAUGUUAAUAAACUUCUGUUUUUCUCAUUUGUUUUUUUAUUUUAUCAUUUUUUUAUUUUAUUAUUAUUAUUUUUUAUUACAGGGAUCUCAGCCAAGAGAAGAGCUUGGGGUAGAGGAACAAUUAUGUUUUCCUUCUUUACAAGAUUUUUACAGCUGGUUCACCUCUUCCAGCCCCAGUUCUGUCAGUACUGUCCGUGGCAGGAAUUACUACAAGGUUCUCAUUA
Phyllostomus hastatus (greater spear-nosed bat) is the source of this 2446-nucleotide messenger RNA. RefSeq names its product BTB domain containing 19 (gene BTBD19). The record is from RefSeq and is a predicted model, not a curated record. The transcript has 8 exons. The coding region runs from base 327 to 1349 and encodes 340 amino acids. Gene Ontology annotation, molecular function: protein binding. Lineage: Eukaryota; Metazoa; Chordata; Mammalia; Chiroptera; Phyllostomidae.